AGACUUCGGCUCAAGGAUCCCAGCUGGGACAGGAGUCGCCAUGGAGCCUUCUACAACGGUGGGAUGCCUCUGGUUCAUCGUCAUUGCCUUCAUGUUCUUCGCGCAGCACCACGUCUGUGAUUGUUACUUCGUCCCGGCCAUCAACGUCUUCGUGGGCAAGAUGAAGGCGUCGAGCAAUACCUGGCUGCAGCGCUGGGGCAACGAGGCCGUGGCUGGGGCCACGAUCUGCGCGCUGGGGUGCAAUGGCCCAGAGAUGUUCACCAACCUGAUCUCCUUGUACACGGGCUCGGACGCGGGCAUCGGCGUGGUGGUGGGCUCCGAGAUCUUUAACCUGCUGAUCAUCGUGGGCCUCACG
This is a messenger RNA of Effrenium voratum, 355 nucleotides long. Lineage: Eukaryota; Dinophyceae; Suessiales; Symbiodiniaceae. The record is from the annotation of a GenBank genome assembly.